AUGGUCCCUGGGAAAAUUGAGUUGCAGAAGCAGAAGUAUAAUGGUGAUAGUAAAAAAGUGAAGGACGUGAAAAGUAAGAGAUUCUUGUUGCUAGUAUCAUUGACACUGCGCUCAAAUCCUAAAUAUGCCCGUGAAGGCCGGCUUCCGGUUCUUGGUUCUGAUGUGAAUGAUUUUGUUCUCUAUUGUGCAGAUGCAGGACUCGGUGGUUUAAAGAUCGCAUUUCCUAUUGUUCAAAUUUGUUUCUUUUUAAUUGUAAUUGAUCGGUCCUUGAUAAUUGAUAUUGUAAAUGAUUUGACUAAUUUCGAGAAAUGCAUAGAGGAAGAAAGACAAGCACUCCUCAAAUUCAAACAAGGCCUUCAACAUAAUUACGGUAUGCCCUCUUCUUGGGGCAGUCAUGAGGGAGAUUGUUGCAAAUGGGAAGGAAUUGAAUGCAGCAACCGAACAGGUCAUGUUGUCGCACUUGAUCUAAGAGACUUACGUCUAGGUAAUUGUGAGCUCUCCAUGCCUGCUCCUCCUGUGCUUUCCAGUGCUAUUAAUUCUUCUUCACCACUUUCAUUCCUUGAUCUCUCUGCUCUAGUUUAUCUUGACCUCUCUUAUAACCUGUUAGAAGAUUCUAUUCCAGAAAUGUUUGGGAAUAUGGAAGCUCUUGUUCAUCUUGACCUCAGUCAAAACAUGUUAGAAGGUUCUAUUCCAGAAGCGUUUGGGAAUAUGGUAGGUUUUGUUCAACUUGACCUCUCUUACAACAACCUUCAAGGGGCGAUGCCGGAUCUUACAAAAUUAUCCUUGUUGAGAGAGUUGAGUCUGUCCAACAAUCAGUUAAAUGAGAGUUUAGACAAUGUUCUAGGAAAACAUUCCAAGCUUCAUGCGCUGGAUGUGUCUUUCAAUUCCUUCAAAGGAUUUCAUCUUGAGUAUGAUAAAAUUCUUGGACAAGUGAAAGUAAUUGAUCUUUCAAGUAAUAAAUUGAAAGGAGAAAUUCCAAUAGAAAUAACAACUCUCGUGGAAUUGAUUGGAUUGAACCUAUCUAGAAAUUUGAUGUUUGGCAUCAUCCCUCAAAGUAUUGGUGACAUGGAGAGAUUAGAGUCUCUAGACUUCUCAAGCAAUCACCUUUUUGGUGUAAUUCCCCCAAGCCUCACUAAUUUGAACUUUUUGGAAUAUUUGAAUUUGUCGAACAACAAUUUAUCAAGUAGAAUCCCAGCAAGUACCCAACUCCAAAGCUUCAAUGCUUAUUCAUAUGCAAGUAACCGAUAUCUUUGUGGGUUGCCUCUUUUGAAAAUGUGUCUCGGAGAUGAAGCACCUCAAGGUCCUCGAAUUGGUAACACACAUAGAGAAAGCAAUAUUCAAGAACAUGCAAACUCUCACGAACAUCUAUGGUUCUUCCAUUCCUCCCUAAGGAAGAGGCAGAGGAAUGCAGGGGGCUCGUUGAUAUGGUCUAAUCGCACGCAAUAA
Molecule: messenger RNA, 1446 nt
Organism: Alnus glutinosa
Lineage: Eukaryota; Viridiplantae; Streptophyta; Magnoliopsida; Fagales; Betulaceae
Product: receptor-like protein 35
Exons: 6
Coding region: 1-1446 (481 amino acids)
Molecular function (GO): protein binding
Source: RefSeq, a predicted model, not a curated record